GGGGCCGGGGCGGUAGCCCAGCGAUCCGCGGCUCGGCCCGCGACUUACAGUCACUUUGCCUGCUGUGGGCGCUUCCGGUUCCGGUACGAGGAACCGCACGGGAUCCGAGGCGCCGGGCAUGGCGGGGAGCCGCCUGGAAACCGUGGGGAGCAUUUUCUCGCGGACGCGGGACCUGAUGCGGGCUGGUGUGUUGAAGGAGAAGCCCCUCUGGUUUGACAUAUAUAAUGCCUUCCCGCCACUGAGGGAGCCGGUCUUCCGAAGGCCCCACUUGCGAUACGGCAAAGCGAAAGCUCACAUCCAGGACAUUUUCUACCACGAGGAUCGGAUUAGAGCGAAAUUUUAUUCAACCUAUGGAUCUGGUCCAAAAGCUUUUGAUCUGUUCAAUCCAAACUUCAAGUCUACCUGUCAACGGUUUGUGGAGAAGUACAUUGAGCUACAGAAACUUGGAGAAACAGAUGAAGAGAAGUUAUUUGUGGAAGCAGGGAAGGCUUUAUUGGCAGAAGGUGUCAUUUUAAGACGAGUAGGAGAGGCAAAGACUCAACAGGAUGGUAGUCACAUUUCCUGGAAAUCUGAACCCAUGGGUGUCGAGCCCCAGACUGCGUUGGAGGAGAACCAGUCUCUGAAAGAAGAUCCACAGGCCCAGCAUUUGGGGGCACCUGGAGAGCAGUCGACAGGCCUCUCACCUCCCUGAAGAAUUGUAUGCUGUGUACACUGACAUCCAGACUGGAUUCACUGCGUGAAUGUUGUACUGUUUUUAACAGUUGAACUGUGUAAAUGUUUCUCGAUCUCUAAGGCAUCACGUUUGCCUUCUCUUGGUUUCCACUUCCAGGUUGUCAUAAAGCUCUGUAUCAUGGUUUGAAGAAGCAGUUAUGUGAACUUUUAUGUUAGGGCCGUAUUAAAACAAAGAAUUCCUCGGUGCUUAUAAAGUAAAUUUACUUUAAAACUGUAAAUAGCAUGAGGAAACCUUUGUAAGUAUUGUUUGAAUGGGACUCAGUAGGUUUGCUUGGGGUUUUGUGUUCACAUUUGAUUCUCUGGUAUGUUUCCCUUCUCUCUUUUUUUAAUUUUUUUUAUUUUUUUUGCGGUACGCGGGCCUCUCACUGCUGUGGCCUCUCCCACAGAUUGUACACCUUGCACAUGGUGCUCAGGUAAUGGAAGGUCGAUGAGUACAUGAGGCAAAAGCCAUUCUCAGCCAUGCUGCUUCUCCCCCACGCCUUUAUCACUGUUGUACAAUUCCUCUUGUUUAGGGAAUGCUUUACAUUUAGAUGGGGAAGUAAAUUACAUCCAUUCGACAUCAGGCAACCAUUGGGUGCCAGAUACCGGGCCUGGCCUUGGGAGGAAGACUGCGGCAGGUGGAGCAGUUGGUUCUGUUCUCAGAAGAGCGAUCGUGGCUCCCUCAUGCUCAGAAACCUUAUCUUUCUGGGAUUUAAAAGGUGGUUUCUUUUUUUAAAAUUUUUAUUUAUUUAUUUUUUUCCGGUACGCGGGCCUCUCACUGCUGUGGCCUCUCCCGCUGCAGAGCACAGGCUCCGGACGCGCAGGCUCAGCGGCCAUGGCUCACGGGCCCAGCCGCUCUGCGGCAUGUGGGAUCCUCCCGGACCGGGGCACGAACCUGUGUCCCCUGCAUCGGCAGGCAGACUCUCAACCACUGCGCCACCAGGGAAGCCCAAGGUGGUUUCUUUGUCACAGAAAUGAAGACGUUUAAAAAAAUUAUUUGUUGCAUAAUUAAACAAAAAGUUAUACAUGCUCAUGGUUCAAAACUUGAAGGUGAAAAGUCAGUCUUUCCACUUCUGUUCCCUGGCCCUCCCAUUUUCCCUUCUCUGCGGCCACCACUAUCACCUUUCUUUCCAGAAAUAAUUUUGAGUGUGUACAGGGGGACACAACGUAUGCUGUUCUGUACCUUGUUUUCCACUUAAUGUCUCAGAGAUCCUUCAUAUGGACGUGUAGCAAACCUUUAGGUUGAACCUCAGUGAUCAAAACACAGUCAAAGGGAAUGUCAUUGUGAGCGGCUGGGUGGCGGCUGCCAGUUCCCACAGAGCCGGGUUGGGUUGCACGAUAUGAGGAGAGGUCUUCGUGCUGCGGGGCUGGGUUGGGAGCGUGCUCCCGCCUUCCCUGUCCCCCACCCCGAGCCAGAGAGAGAACCCAGGAGCCCCAGCGCCCCAAACAGAAGGAUCCCUGAACAGCCACCCCCCUCCCCACUGGCAGCUGCUAGGGGGGUGGGUGACCAAAGUCUAGGCUUCUGAGAAAGCCAGGAUGGGAAAUCUUUAAAAAGAAAAAAACAAAACAUUGUCAAAGGUGUGAAGCUUCCUUGGGGAAUUCAGAACUCUUCCCAUGGUCAGUGUGGGCAAAAGCCAUCACCAGGUCCCUAUAGUGUUUGGAGAGAAUGGAAGUAUGACCUCAUUCUCGGCCUUCUUUAAGGAGCUUAAAAUCUAGUUGGGAAAAUAAGAGUGACUUUCAAAACAAGAUGAACAGGAAUCGUUUUAAAUUACGGAAGUGUAGAGAGUCGGGGAGAGGGAUGAGCCCUGGACUAGUCUAGGACCACUGCCUGGAGAGCCUUGAAGGGCAGGUGGGAUGUGAAGUGUGUGUGCUGUUUCUUUUGCCAGGAGCACCUCCCUGCCACCGCAGUGUUUAGAAACCAUACCUUCACAGCCCUUUCAAAAGCUAUCUCUGCUCGCAAGGUUUACCAACAUCCAAACUGAGUCUCAAGUCCCUGUCGAGACACUUCCAGGCUGCGCUCACUGCAUUCGCACCCUGGGUCUGCUCUUUGUACUCCUGCCUGGUUGACCCUGGUCCUCCAUGCCAGAGGUAACUAUCCUCUCCCUGUUGAGAGUGUGAACAACAGCAGAAAUUCUUGUUUGUAUGCACUACAUCAUUAAAUCAGGAGUAGACCCCCCUAUGUGGGUUCGCUGAGCUGAAGCCAAGGAAGGCACGUGUCCAGGUUACAGGGAAGUUUGCACCAGACAAGUCUGAAGGUCUGGGUUCUAGUUCUGGUUGUUCCAGUUUUUACUGGUGUGACCUUGUGCCUGUCACCAUCUCUCUGACUACAAAAUAGGGAUGACGUUUGCCUCUUUGGCUUCCAGUUAGUACUGUGAGAAUUACUUGAGAUAAUGAAUGCAAAACUCACUUGUAGCAUGUGUGACAAGUGCCUUUAUUACUCUCUUGAGCAGUGGAAAACAGGUUUGAGCAGAUAGGAUGGGAUCAAAUCGUGGUGGCCUCGAGAACUACACAGACGACUUGAGUGGGUAUAAGGAAGUUUGAGCAAGGAAGUAACGCAUAAUGAAAACAGGUCAGAGGAAGGUUCACCCAGAUGUGACAUAAAGAAUAGGGUUGGGGGAGUUGGCAGGGAGGGAGGGAAGAAGAGACAUGUCAGAAAGACUUUGGUCUCUGUAGCCAUCCCACUUGAAGGCAGGGAUUUCAAGGUUGCAAACCUGAGUGACCAGAAGAAUAACGAUAUCACUAACAGACAGCAAGGUGGGGAAGAGAACUUCAGUUCUCAACAUGCUGUGUUAGAGGUCAUGGCUCAAUGUUCAAGUGGCAGACAGAGAUCGGUUGGGUGUCUGGGAGAUGUGGAGGAAACCUUAGCACAGGUAAGGGUUGGAGCCAGGAGAAUGAAUGAGCUCUCCAGGGGGAGGGUAGAGAGACACAGGGUGUGGGGACCGAGCCAGGACGGGGGAACAAGAAAGUCAGCAGAUGAAACGGUCCUGCAUCACCCAUCAUUUAAAUAGAGAGGCUUGUUUAAGUGGUCCCAGAUUCACCAGGUUUUACAGAGUUCUUUUGCUUUUGUUGGGUAGAACCGAUCCUUGAUUGUGUGUCCUUAAAAGGCAAGCACAAGUCUUUUGUAAUUUUGUGUAGUCUUCCUCAACUUACGAUGGGGUUAAGUCCCAAUAAACACGUCAUAAGUUGAAAAUAUCAUAAGUUAAAAAUGCAUUUAAUACACCUAAGCUACUGAACAUAAGAGCUUAGCCCAACCUACCUUAAACAUGCUCAGAACACUUCCAUUAGCCUACACUUGGGCAAAAUCAUCCAACACAAAGCCUAUUUUUAUAUAAAGUGUCAAAUAUCUCAUGUAAUUUGUUAAGUACUGUACUGAAAGUGAAAGACGGAAUGGUUGUCAGUGUAUCAGUUGUUUACCCUCGUGAUUUCAUGGUUGACUGGGAGCUGCCCUGCCCAGCGUCACAAAAGAAUAUCACA
Messenger RNA from Globicephala melas (long-finned pilot whale), 4185 nucleotides. RefSeq names its product mitochondrial ribosomal protein S23 (gene MRPS23). Gene Ontology annotation, molecular function: structural constituent of ribosome. Gene Ontology annotation, cellular component: mitochondrion; ribosome. Lineage: Eukaryota; Metazoa; Chordata; Mammalia; Artiodactyla; Delphinidae. The record is from RefSeq and is a predicted model, not a curated record. Gene Ontology annotation, biological process: translation.